Molecule: messenger RNA, 2325 nt
Organism: Aspergillus bombycis
Lineage: Eukaryota; Fungi; Ascomycota; Eurotiomycetes; Eurotiales; Aspergillaceae
Product: flavodoxin and radical SAM domain protein
Exons: 2
Coding region: 1-2325 (774 amino acids)
Biological process (GO): wybutosine biosynthetic process
Molecular function (GO): 4 iron, 4 sulfur cluster binding; catalytic activity; FMN binding
Source: RefSeq, a predicted model, not a curated record
AUGGCCGAACUCUUCCUGACCGAAGGUCUUGUGACCCUCUGGCAUUCCUACCGUCUCCCUAUUCUUAUCGCUGUCACUUCAGUCGCUAUUAUCCUGCAUGCCUAUCGCAGGUUCCAACCCAAGUCCAAAGCCGUAACCGCGUCCUCAAUUCCGCCAUCCCCUCGGAGCCAAUCCCCGGAGAAAUUGGACCAGAUUCGUACUGGGGAGCGUGAGAAACCGGCAGUCGCGGAGAAAAGCGUUCCAAAGCCUGCUGUUGGAAAUGACUCUGUCCCGAAGGUUUCAUCUGGGCCUAAGAGAGUAUCUGGGAAAAAGCCACUAAAGGUCGCUGGGCGCCGUCGGGAGGACCAGGGACCCCCGUUGUCUUUCAUCCAGCCUAUUAUUUUCUUCGCCUCGUUGACCGCGAAUACGGAGAGAUACGCUCAGAUAUUGCUAGAGGAUCUGCGGACGGCCGCGAAGGAGAGAGCCGAUCCCGAGAACCGUGAGCGUGGUCUUCUUCCCCCUCAAAUCCACGACCUGUCAUAUAUUGACUUUGACGACUACUUCACCACGGCGCCGAAGCCUCCGCCCACCUCUCCUGGCACACGCUAUGUAUACUGCUUAUUGAUCCCUACCUACAACAUCGACACCGUCCUCAACACUUUCCUUGGCCAUUUGGAUGAAACCCACCAUGACUUCCGCAUUGAUACCUCGUCUUUGUCAACAUUGGCUGGUUAUUCUGUUUUUGGGUUCGGUGAUAAGGAGGGUUGGCCUACUGAGGAAGAAGGAUUUUGCUCGCAAGCCAAGGAGUUAGAUCGCUGGAUGGCAAAACUUACUGGCAAAAAGAGAGCGUAUCCUUUGGGAUUUGGUGACGUCAAGAGUGAUGCUGAAUCUGCCUUGAAAGAGUGGUCCCGCGGGUUGCAGGGUAUUUUGAUCGACAUUCUUGAUAAUGGUGGCCUCGGUGAAGGCGUUCCUGGUAGCGGCGAUCCGCUCGAGAGUGACGAGGAGGACCUGGACGACGACGAGAACGACGGAAAACGCACUAAACGACGCAACGGCCAAGAUGUAGUUGACCUAGAGGAUAUCAAGAUGGGCUCUGAUGGACAGACUGGAUCUGGUCCUGUCCCAGUGGACUUUACCACAGCGGGCAAGUCCGCGGCACCCAGCCAAUCAACUGAGAAGGAAAUGGUUCCCAAGACAUCGCCCACCUAUGCUGCGCUCACGAAACAAGGAUAUACUAUCGUCGGCUCUCACUCCGGUGUAAAGAUCUGCCGAUGGACCAAGUCCGCUUUGCGUGGCCGAGGUUCGUGUUACAAGUUCUCGUUCUACGGUAUUCGAUCGCAUCUGUGUAUGGAGGCAACUCCUUCGCUUUCUUGCAGCAACAAAUGUAUUUUCUGUUGGCGUCAUGGCACCAACCCUGUCGGGACGACUUGGCGCUGGAAGGUAGAUUCACCAGAGUUGAUUUUCCAAGGCGUUAAGGAGGGUCACUACAAAAAGAUCAAAAUGAUGCGUGGUGUUCCUGGUGUCCGUGCAGAGAGAUUCGCGGAGGCGAUGCGUAUUCGCCACUGCGCCCUGAGCUUGGUCGGAGAGCCGAUUUUCUACCCUCAUAUUAAUGAAUUUUUGGACAUGUUGCACAGCGAGCACAUCUCUAGCUUCCUGGUGUGCAACGCUCAACAUCCCGAUCAACUUGAAACGCUGCAUCGUGUGACCCAAUUGUAUGUCUCGAUCGAUGCUAGCAACCGUGAAAGUCUGCGCAAGAUUGACCGCCCCCUUCACCGAGACUUCUGGGAACGAUUCCAGCGGUGUCUGGAUAUCCUACGCGAAAAGCGUCAUGUCCAGCGGACUGUCUUCCGUCUCACCUUGGUUAAAGGAUUUAACGUCGAUGAUGAGGUGAUUGGAUACGCGAACCUGGUCGAGAAAGCGUUGCCGUGCUUCAUUGAGAUCAAAGGUGUGACCUACUGCGGCACGAGCACUAGUGCUGGAGCAGGAUUAACCAUGCAAAACGUCCCUUUCUAUGAAGAAAUUCAAGAAUUCGUGGUUUCCUUGAAUACGGAGCUCGAGCGCCGCGGAUUGGACUAUGGAAUUGCUGCCGAGCAUGCCCACAGUUGUUGUGUGCUGCUUGCGUCGACGCGGUUCCAUGUGAAUGGUAAAUGGCAUUCUCGCAUUGAUUACGAUCGCUUUUUUGAACUCCUGGAAAAGGAGAAAGCCGACGGUACGCCAUUCCGCCCGGAAGACUACAUGAGGGAGACGGAAGAAUGGGCUUUGUGGGGUAACGGUGGCUUCGACCCCAAUGACCAACGUGUUUACAAGAAGGGUACCAAGAAGGCCCUCCAGGCUGCGACUGAGUGA